CCCCCUUGUCCGGUCUGCAGCCAUGGCCACCUCGGCGAGCUCCCACCUGAGCAAAGCCAUCAAGCACAUGUACAUGAAGCUGCCGCAGGGGGAGAAAGUCCAAGCCAUGUACAUCUGGAUUGAUGGGACAGGGGAGCACCUCCGCUGCAAAACCCGCACACUGGACCACGAGCCCAAGAGCCUUGAAGAUCUCCCUGAGUGGAAUUUUGAUGGCUCCAGCACCUUCCAGGCUGAAGGCUCCAACAGUGACAUGUACCUACGACCUGCUGCUAUGUUUCGGGACCCUUUUCGCAAGGAUCCCAAUAAACUAGUUCUCUGUGAGGUCUUCAAAUACAACCGCCAGUCUGCAGAGACAAACCUCCGACACACCUGCAGACGGAUUAUGGAUAUGGUGUCCAACCAGCACCCCUGGUUUGGGAUGGAGCAAGAGUACACUCUUCUAGGGACGGAUGGACAUCCAUUUGGCUGGCCUUCCAACGGCUUCCCUGGACCCCAAGGUCCGUACUACUGUGGUGUAGGGGCAGACAAAGCCUAUGGCAGAGACAUUGUCGAGGCCCACUACCGAGCGUGCCUUUAUGCUGGUGUGAAAAUUGGAGGAACCAAUGCAGAAGUGAUGCCAGCCCAGUGGGAGUUCCAGGUGGGACCAUGCGAAGGGAUUGAGAUGGGGGAUCACCUCUGGAUUGCACGCUUCAUUCUCCAUCGGGUGUGUGAAGACUUUGGUGUCAUUGUGUCCUUUGAUCCCAAACCCAUCCCUGGGAACUGGAACGGUGCUGGCUGUCACACCAACUUCAGUACCAAGAACAUGAGGGAAGACGGAGGUCUCAAGCACAUUGAAGAGGCCAUCGAGAAGCUGAGCAAGCGUCACCAGUACCACAUCCGUGCCUAUGACCCUAAAGGGGGGCUGGACAAUGCCAGGCGCCUGACGGGCUUCCAUGAAACAUCCAACAUCCAUGAGUUCUCUGCUGGCGUGGCCAAUCGUGGCGCCAGCAUCCGCAUCCCCAGGAAUGUGGGCCAUGAGAAAAAGGGCUACUUCGAGGACCGCCGGCCCUCCGCCAACUGUGAUCCUUAUGCUGUGACAGAAGCCCUUGUUCGCACGUGUCUCCUCAACGAAACUGGAGACGAGCCUUUUGAGUACAAGAACUAAGCAGACUGCGCCUAGAGACACCGCCUUCCCCCCGCACUUCCCGCACCCCUAAACUUCCCUUCUAGAUGUAAUCCCGAGGGUACAAGAUAACAUGUUUUGUGUCUCAGUAA
This is a messenger RNA of Leptosomus discolor (cuckoo roller), 1254 nucleotides long. The record is from RefSeq and is a predicted model, not a curated record. Lineage: Eukaryota; Metazoa; Chordata; Aves; Leptosomiformes; Leptosomidae.